UAUAAGAAGAAGGACCAAAACUACUGACAAGAGCUUCUAAAUCCAGGGUACUAAAAAGCAAACCAACUAGAGAACUAAACUGACAAAGCAUUAAGCCAUGGCCACAAGUUGUUCCUACAUGGUGUCAACAAGAUUAUCCAUGCUUGGUUGGAGUGGAGGAGGAAGAAAAGAACUCAGGAACAGAAGAGCAUCCUUCAUUUCAGCUCAGCAGCAACAAACAGAUGUGGAGGAAGCAGAGAGUGUGAAGGCACCGCCGCAGGAAGAGCAAGAGCAAGAGCAAGCAGAGAGCAGCCGGAGUUGGAAGCCGAAAGGGACGAAGCCAAGGCCGGUGGAGCCGCAGCUGAAUGUUAAGAGCAAGAACAUGACCAGGGAGUAUGGAGGGCAGUGGCUGAGUUGCACCACCCGCCAUAUAAGGAUCUUUGCGGCCUACAUUGAUCCGGUGACUUGCGAGUUUGAUCAAACCCAAAUGGAUAAGCUCACACUUAUUCUUGAUCCCAGUAAUGAAUUUGUGUGGAAACCUGACACAUGCAACUUGGUCUAUUCUUACUUCCAAGAGCUUGUGGAUCACUACGAGGGUGCUCCAUUAACAGAAUACACACUUCGCCUAAUUGGUUCGGACCUAGAGCACUAUAUAAGGAAGCUGCUAUAUGAUGGUGUCAUCAAGUACAACAUGGACGCUAAGGUUCUGAAUUUCAGCAUGGGAAAGCCACGCAUCAUGUUCAACAAUGAUAACCAACUUGAAGAGCCACCUGAGAAAUGAGCAAAGCAAAGUGCAUUUGCAUAUUGCUGUAAUGACAGUUCCUUUUUAAAGGUGUAUAAAAUUGUUGUACAUUAGAAUU
This is a messenger RNA of Arachis stenosperma, 839 nucleotides long. RefSeq names its product NAD(P)H-quinone oxidoreductase subunit M, chloroplastic. The transcript is spliced from 2 exons. The coding region runs from base 98 to 760 and encodes 220 amino acids. Lineage: Eukaryota; Viridiplantae; Streptophyta; Magnoliopsida; Fabales; Fabaceae. Gene Ontology annotation, molecular function: oxidoreductase activity, acting on NAD(P)H, quinone or similar compound as acceptor. The record is from RefSeq and is a predicted model, not a curated record.